Messenger RNA from Ascochyta rabiei, 1164 nucleotides. RefSeq lists its product as uncharacterized. Bases 1 to 1164 code for a protein of 387 amino acids. Gene Ontology annotation, cellular component: fungal-type vacuole membrane. Lineage: Eukaryota; Fungi; Ascomycota; Dothideomycetes; Pleosporales; Didymellaceae. Gene Ontology annotation, biological process: macroautophagy. The record is from RefSeq and is a predicted model, not a curated record. The transcript is spliced from 2 exons.
AUGCUUUCCAAGUGGUCUGUACUCGGCUUCGCGGCCACCGUCCUGGCCCAGACAAACGGCACAGCUCCAACUCUGGCUGAAGCAUUGAACUCGUCCACUCAGCUCGCCAGCUUGAGCGGUGUUCUUGCUCUCCCUGGCCUUGCUCAGCUUGUCCAGUCCCUCAGCAGCGCACAGAAUGUCACCCUUCUUGCGCCCUCGAACGAAGCCUUCGCCAACGUCGGCAAUGCUACACUCGGAGCCCUGACCUCCAACGAGGGACUGCUCACGGCACUGCUGCAAUACCACGUUCUGAACGGCACAAUCCUUUCCUCUGCAAUUACCAACCAGAGCCAAUUCGUCCCGACACUCUUGAACAACCCGCUGUUCACCAAUGUGACUGGUGGUCAGGUCGUCGAGGCUGUUGCGUCUGGAGGCAAUGUCACCUUCUUCAGUGGUUCUCUCUCGAACUCAUCUGUCACUCAGGCUGAUGUCAACUUUACCGGUGGUGUGAUCCACGUCAUUGACCGGUUCCUCGUCCUGCCUGAAGUUCCCUCGGACACGCUUACCACUGCCAACCUUACUUCCCUCCGUGGUGCCCUGAAUGCCACCAACCUUCUUGACGCUGUUGACUUCACACCCGAUGUCACCAUCUUCGCCCCUUCCAACCAGGCUUUCCAGGACAUCGGCUCUGCUCUUGGCAACCUUUCCACUGAGGACAUCACCAACAUUCUGACUUACCACGUUGUUAACGGUACCGUCGGAUACUCGUCCGGUAUUGAGAACGGUACUACUCUGACAACUCUCAACGGUCAGAACCUCACAAUCACCAUUGGCGAGGAGGGUCGCAUCUUCGUCAACAGCGCUCGCGUUACCAUCGCCGAUGUCCUUGUCGCUAACGGUGUUGUUCACGUUAUUGACGAGGUUCUUAAUCCCUCAAACGCUACCAUCGCCGAUCCCUCUGACGAGGAGGGUGAGGGUGCUUUCCCUGGCGCUACCCCCGUCGCUGAGGCACCCUUCACUUCUGGACAGCCUACACCCACCACGUCCAUCAACGAAGCAGCUACCAGCGCUGCUGCCCCAGGCGCCUCAUCUUCAAGUACCGCUGGUGCUCCUGCUGCCAUGAAGACUGGCUCCUUUGGUAUGGGCGCCCUUUUGGGUGCCGCCGCUGUCUACGCAUUCAACUAA